This is a messenger RNA of Hyla sarda, 5073 nucleotides long. RefSeq names its product ring finger protein 44 (gene RNF44). Lineage: Eukaryota; Metazoa; Chordata; Amphibia; Anura; Hylidae. The record is from RefSeq and is a predicted model, not a curated record. The coding region runs from base 300 to 1589 and encodes 429 amino acids. The transcript is spliced from 11 exons.
GCACCUGGUCGCGCGCGGUCACGUCACGUACGCGCCCCCCUAGUGUUGUGAAUAGGAGAGCGGAUCAUUUUGUGUCUUAAAGUGACAGAGCCCGGAGCCUGGGUGGGGGCUGGAGGUGCCUGUACUGUACUACGUGCUGCCCCCGCUCCGGGGCUGGAUGGCGAGCGAGGAGCCGCCCGCGACCUCCUGUGAACCUGGCUUGCUGGGACUGGCACUGACUCCCCGGAACAUUAAACAGCUGUGAAGUUAGCCUUUGUUGGAAAAGCCCUGCUUGCCCCUUUGCCUUCCCGACAUCACAAAUGCGACCAUGGGAGCUGGCAGUGAAUAGGUGGCCUCCUUCUGCCUCCAUAAACCAGCGGAGGUUCUUUGGACCCUGCAGCACCCCAGCACACCUCAGGCGAAGUCCUCCAACAAGGCGUCAGUGGGGCAGGAGGGACAGACCUCAACAGGGCAUACUCAUUCAGGAUGAUAAUUCUUUUCGGGCUACUUUCUUUCCUGUAGAUGAACACAGAGUUUUUGCCCUCACCAGCACUCCACCACGAAUGCUCCACCCUGCUGCACACUCCACUCAGCAAACCCCAUUCAUGGUUGACCUUCAUGAGCAGGUACAUCAGGGACCUGUCCCUUUGUCAUACACUGUUACAACAGUAACCCAAGGCUUCCCUUUGCACACUGGGCAGCACAUCCCAGGGUGCAGCACCCAGCAGUUGCCAGCAUGUUCUGUCAUGUUCAGCGGACAACAUUACCCCCUCUGCUGCCUUCCUCCUCCGCUCAUCCCUGGGUGCACCGUGCAGCAGCUUCCUGUAUCGUACCAGCCAUUUCCUCCUCUUCUUUCCAGCGAUCAUUACAUUUUGCAUCCUCAUCCACCGCUGCCACCACACCAGCCACCCCAUAUGGCCUCUCUUACCCCAUUUGUUACCGUGCAACCACAGAGAAUGCCACUGCAAAGGAUAGACAAUGAGUUGGAUCUUCGAGGGGACCAACAUCACAUGGGCAACUUCCCAUUCCACCACUCUCACCCUGUGCCUACAUUGCCCCAUUCAGUGCCCAUGCAUUACCUCUCCCAUGAUGCACUCCACCAGGAGCUGUCCUUUCCAGUGCCAUACGCUCAUCUGAUGCCACGGCGACUAAAUACUCAGCGGUAUCGCCUACAGCAACCACUGCCGCCUCCCACACUGCCUCCUUCAUAUUAUCCUAGUUUCCUACCCUACUUCCUUUCCAUGCUUCCUGUAUCCCCCACUUCUGUGGGGCCAGCAAUCAGCCUGGAUUUGGAUGUGGAUGAUGUGGAAAUGGAGAACUAUGAGGCACUGCUUAACUUAGCUGAGCGAUUAGGAGAAGCAAAGCCGCGUGGCCUCACCAAAGCCAACAUAGAGCAGCUUCCAUCUUACCGCUUCAACCUUGAAAGCCACCAAUCUGAGCAAACCCUGUGUGUGGUGUGUUUUAGUGAUUUUGAAAGUCGGCAGCUACUCAGAGUGUUACCUUGUAACCAUGAGUUCCACGCAAAAUGUGUUGAUAAAUGGCUCAAGUCCAACCGCACAUGUCCCAUAUGCCGGGCUGAUGCCUCUGAGGUUCACAGAGAUGGAGAGUGAGGACAAGAACAUGCCCUCUUGCCUCCUGCCGGUGCACAAACCCAGAGGGAUCAACACAAAAUAAACCAGCCUCCUUGCCUGACUCGGAUGCUUCAGCUUCCCCCUCCACCUGCACUUGUCCUUACGGCUAGGACACAGCAGCUUUGAAUCUGGAGGUGGUGUCAAGAGUCACACAUUCCACUGUCUCCAUCCUAGUACCUCUACAGCCCAAUACUUCCCAACCAUGCCCCUUCAUUAUGUAUUGCCGUUGUGGGUAUUGGGAGGGAUUUUAGGUGUGAGAGAGAUGAAUUGGGUUGUAAUUGAGAGAAUAUUUCUCUCUCCUCUGAGAGUAGCUGAGGCUAACAGGACUGGGUCAUUGUGGCCAGUGCUAGCCCCCUAUGGGGACCUUGAGGCAUUACCAGGGGCUCCCUGUUUGCAAAAAUUAACUUCUGUCAACCCCUUAGUUGAGGGGAUUGUCACAGCUGCUUAUUUAAAUAUGUUUGCACUGAUGCCCUAGUGGGCAGUUUUUUAAUUUCUUUUAAUUAAUUGGACCAGAUUUUAUGCUUCUAUCAUUUGCUGUCAUUUGCUGCCAUCAGACCGAUCUGUGGUCAAAGGUUAAUGUAUAUUUAGUGUUAAUAUCUGUAUUAUUCAUCUUGCCUUUAAUCUUGCCUCCAAGGUUCCUCCACCUUCUGUGUCUCCAGCCAUCCAUUUCAGACCACCUGAAAGCAGUUGUGCUGGAAAACCUUAAAGGAAGGCCACUAGAAGUCCUUAACUCUUGGCACCCAAUGAAAAAUCAUAGCUUUUGCUCCCAGGAGGGAUACAGGGAACAAUUAUGUUUUUAACACCAGCUUUUUCUUGCCAUACCAGUCUGAUGGCCACGUGCCAUUUCAUAUGAAGCUUAACUUGCUGAAAUCUGUUUAUUUCUAUUUUCCUCUUUCCUAAACUGGCAACCUGUUGAGCAUAUGGGUUGCAUGGACCAGUCUGGAGGUGCAGGGGCCCUUUGGCCGUGUUCUCUCCGCCUGUUUAUUCUGGUAGCAGAAGCCCUGGUAAUGCCUCCUCAGUGUAUUUUGUUAGGCAGCUGGUCACACAAUUGCAGGCUGGUGUGUGAUUGCACUCUGUUGCACACCAAGCUGUGUUUUAGUGAGCGUGUUGCACUUGACACCCGCAUUUCACCCACCCGGGUCUCUGUGUUGACAGAAAUACAGAGGCACAUGGGCAAGCGGCUGCCUUAUUUACUGAUUUGUAUUUGUUUUAGUUCAAGUUUGCAUGAUAGAACAGCAGUGAAUUCAACACAAGAGCCAGCCAACCAUUUCUGAUCUGUGUGCGCGUUUCAACGGUCAGGCAGAAAGAGUUUGUCUUAAUGUUUCACAAUAUGCAUGUCUGAGCAGCUUGGAAUAUGGUAUCUGCUAACCCUUGGCCGUCUGUGGAGUGACGUGAAGGGGGGUGGGUGGGACUGGGACAAGCAUUAUAUAGGGGUAUGUAUCAUGCUGAGCUGAUUCCUGCUGUGCACUUGUUCGCAAGCAGAAGGCACCUGAACUGUUUGUUGGGAUUUGAAUGUCUUGUUGCCUGUAAAGGUCACACUCGGGCAGGGAUCAUGUGCGAUGGGGUGUUCCUAGACCAAAAGUAAAUUAGUCCACAAUACCAGCCCUCUAGUAAAUUAAAGCGUAAUAGCUGGAGGACAUAUUAUACGAUGUUAAUGGCCAAUUCUGCAUACAACUGGUUUCAUUAUGUUGAUGUAAUCCACCCCACAUCUAUAAAGAGAGAACCUCAUGCAAAUAGCCACUGCUGUAACCUGUAGUAAAUUGGGGUUGUAAUGCUAGACGUUUAAAGUUAUCACAGGCUGGUGAAUCAAUAACCUUUAAUACAGUGUUCUAUUAUCUGUCUGUGGAAUGGUGGUUUUGCAGUCCUCUUUAUUUUGGGGCUAGUAACCAGUGUUUUUGUCGUUUUAUUCAGACCCUUUACAAGUACUGCAGUAGUACAAUUUUUCUCUCUCUCAUAUUGUGAGCAUAGUGACAUAACCCCCUGGUAAACAGACAGACAUUAGAGGGUUGGCCACUGUUUGGCUGUAGAUGUCUUCCUCUCCACUGAUCACUUCACUGUUCUCACUGGCAAUUCUGGAAAUAAAUUGUGUGCGUAUAUACAUUAUAUAUUCUAUAAUUUAUAUUUGCAUACAUAUCAGAAUGUAUGUAUUGUAAGUGGCAAAUGACUUCAGCAGCUAGCAUAUAACAUGCAAAGCAUUGAUCUCUCAUCCAUUUUGCUUGUCCUUUCAUAGGUCAUGACCAAAUGUGGUUCAUAUGUUUUCUGGUCCGCCAAAUGAUACUGGCCACUUUUUGCCUUAUAUAAUGGCAGCACAUGAGGUUUCAAGCCAUAUGCUGGCAGUGAGAACAGUGGAGAAUACAGCUGUUCAUAUGCUGGAGCGUUAUUGUAUCUGCUAUUUUCUUUCCCCUCACAAUAGAUAAAACCCUUGUUCUGUAAACUGCCACAGUGGGGCUAGUGGAAGAAGGUAGCAGCGAUUAUAGCAGAGAAACUAGACUGAGCACUUGUUUUACAGCACACAAGUUACCAAAGGUCUUACUGUAUAUAUAUGAACUCUUCAACCUUCUCAGCAGACUCACACCAGACAACAGCAGCAUCUGCUGCCUAACUCCCAGAAACCCCUUACCUGCUGGAGAUGGCUUCUGUCAAGGUCCCCUCCAGCAGGAUAGGGAUUGUCCCAUCAUCUGCCCUCUCUGCUCCACUGUAUUGCAUACAUACAGUUCUUCCACUAAUCUCAGUAGGAACCCCACAACUAUAGUUCAAGUGCUGGUAAGCUCUAGUAAAGCACUUAGCACUUCAUUAUCAGUCUGCUUAAGUAAUACCUAUUGAUUUAGGAUGUCUGUGAUUGCUGCAUAGAUGCCACUUUUUUAAUCUCUAUAUAUAUGUUAUUUUAAACACCCCUAUGGUGGGAUAUAGUGGAUUGUUUACUGUAUCAUCCUAACCUCCUGGACCCCAUAAUCACACUGGGCUUGAUUGAUCUCAACUUUUCCCUCCCACUAACAUUCCCCCCCCAGAGAUGUGGCUUCCCUUACUCAGGGUCCCGGAGGUGUCUUCUGUGUUAGAUUUGUAUAUCUAUAUGUGUGCUUAUACAUAUAGAUAUAUCUCUAUAUAUAAACUUUUUAUUUUUGGCUUUUGGUACUUGCACAUUUACUGGUUACCUCAUUUCCCAUGUAUGUAUUUGAAAAAAAAAAUGCUAAUAUAUAGAAAUGGUUCUUGAAGCUAUCAAAGUGUGUUUCUUUUCCUCCGUUCCAUUGGAAUAAUAUUGGUUUGUAGCAUUUAACAUUACCUAGUAAUAUUGUAUUAUAUAUAUAUGUGUAUACUGAUUGAAAUUUUUAACAGAUUUGUACUUUUUUUAAAAUGAAAGUUGCUAGUUUUGCUUGACCUGGUAGUGCAAUCAUUUAUUUUUUUUAAUGUUGUGGCUGAAUUGAGAGGGUUCACUAAUAAAUGUACAAGGACAAAACUUGAGUUA